Strongylocentrotus purpuratus (purple sea urchin) is the source of this 4035-nucleotide messenger RNA. RefSeq names its product lymphotoxin-alpha. The record is from RefSeq and is a predicted model, not a curated record. The transcript has 4 exons. Gene Ontology annotation, cellular component: membrane. Gene Ontology annotation, biological process: immune response. NCBI's taxonomy places the organism in Eukaryota, Metazoa, Echinodermata, Echinoidea, Camarodonta, Strongylocentrotidae. The coding region runs from base 711 to 1640 and encodes 309 amino acids. Gene Ontology annotation, molecular function: tumor necrosis factor receptor binding.
UUAUACACUUCAGCAGAGACUAUAGCAACAUCAACUCUCCCAGGACAAACAAGCGAAUCUUCAUUUUCGAAAUCGUUUAGAAUUGAUAAAGAUUGAGAGUUUUAUUCGCAUCAUUUUUAAAUUUGCAUUUAUAGGCGCAAACUCGAUUAUAGGCACAACAACAUUACUCCUCAAAAUCUGUCUGAACUGUUCAUAUUUUACCGUUUUAUGCAUGUAUGCAAAGCCUGAAUGCAUGCACGAAGUUCAAACCGCGGUUAUUUCUGUUUGUUUCCUGAAGUGAUCUAAGUUGAGAGCUGUGGUUUUCCCCGCCGUCCGUUCGCGAAAAGGAAACUGAAUCCAAGUUCUACUAGUAUUCAGAGACGUGUUUCGCAAUACACAUUGACAUUCUUUCUAUCGAGGGAUCCCCAUGAGUCAUCCCAAGUCCAAGACCUCACAGAUAACGACUAGGACCCAAUCGAUUGAUUACUAGCUUAGUUAUCGACCCGAACUCAUCAGUUGACCACCAAGCUGUUGCCGUGAACACACACUCAGAUUUGCAGCUUCUAACUUUCAAUUAGCAACGCUUAGACACAAGGACUCUUCAGUUUAUUUUCGGUUUUUGUCUACUUCUCAACAGAAACUCUGAGCACUUAGCAAGUUUUCAUUUCAUUCUGCUCGUAACAGUCUGUUCGUUGUGAGAGCUUCUCAUCCACAGCUAUAACCCGUACCCAAUGCUUUCGUUGCUUCAGAAGCUUAGGACCAAACUGUACCGAGCAAAAUCGACCACCGUACCGAAGAUGGACUUAGAAGCCCGCAUGGGUCACGACGACAGUCCCGCCUCCGUCUGGAUCCCGUCGUCGGCGUUGGCGGAGCGACAUCAUCUCGACCGACAUCGCAGUUUCAGACGGCUUUCGAGGAAGCUGAGUUCCGGCGCGAAACAAAUUAGUAAUAGUACUUGUAACCCGACCGCCUGCGCCAUCGCAGUGUGUUUCAUCACGGCGAUUCUGGCGUUGAUCGUCUCUUGCUUCACGUUCUAUCUGUACGUGCAGAGCCAUGGACUGGGACACGAGAUGGAAAUCAUCGAGAAGGCUUUCAAUCCGAAUUCAGAUAGUCAACAUGGUGCUUCACCUUCACCCCGAUUCGAUGGUCCUCAAACAACUAUGCCAUCACCAUCACACGAGGAAGCAGCGAAAUCAGCGGCUUACGCUCACAUUGUCGGGGCAGACAAUGGGCCGAGAGGAAACGAUAGGCAAUUGGAAUGCUUAGCUCAAUGGAAAGCGAACGCAACGCACAACGUGAACUUUUUGGGCACCUACGGCAUUGAAAUCGUCGAGCCGGGUUAUUACUACGUCUACACUCAAAUCUACUUCAGUGAUUCCGAAAGUGGAGCGACAGUUGACCCCUCAUCUCAGCAGGCGUUGCCCAUGCGUUCUUCUACGAAUCGCAACCACGUCCCGCUGAUGGAGAGCGUCGUCCCUUUCAAAGAAUACGCGACGAAGUACCACGGUGGCGUGUUCCAUCUCGACAAGGGCGAUAAGAUCACCGUGAGCGUAUCCAAUGACAAUCUCCGGAUCAACACCGGGAGCGACAAGACCUUCUUCGGGGUCUUCAUGUUGCGUUCGACGACGCCCGAUCACGCCGGGGCUGCAGCAGCAAGUUGAACUUUGAUCUCCGCCUAGCGGGGGAAGAGCUAGUAGGAGAAAAAGAUCAAAGAAGUUCGUUUGUGCAAUAUUCAGAACUAUGUGGUAGGAAAUGUACAAAUAGCACAUAAAUUAUUAUCGUACUAAACUAUGAGGGUACUAUUUCACGCAGAGAAGAAUAGUUAUUUCCCGGUUUUAUCAAAUGCCCUUCAAGGCAUGCUAAAAGGAAAAGGGAAAGUCAUUUGAGUUGGGAUAAUAGCACAGUAGGACUGCUGGGUAAAAUUAUACAGGGACGGUGCCUGACGGGCGUGUAAGCAUUCGCCCCACAGGAUUCGUAUAAUGUUAGGAAAAUCCUUAAGGGGCUAUUGUUACCCUGGCACCCCUUUGUUAUAUGCCCUGAAGGCUGAAGUUAUAGACCUAUUUUAUAACAUAGUUUGUGAUAAAGCGUUUUCCUGUUAAGGAUGUAACGUGGUAAUAAUUUCUGUCCCCUUUUUUGUUUGUUUGUCGGAAAGGCAGCAGAUGUUUGGUUUAAGAGGAAAAAAACAGGACGCAGUGACAACAUUGUGAAAGUGAAUCUAUAUAAAGGUGUUCUGAGAAAAUCUAGGACUAUAUCAGAAUCGCAGGAUACGCUGUCUGUAAGAGAUUUAUUUGUUUAUCAGUUUGUUUGAUAAUUGUAACGGAGUGUUGUCAUACCCAAUACUAGCUUAUAAAAGAAAUGCAAUGGCUUGUUCAGUAAUGGCGCUGUAAACCGUCAUUCGUGUAAAUGAAUUUACACAAGAAAUUCCCACCGUGUCACGGUGAAUUCUAUUAUUGUGAUCUGAUAUUCAGAUUGAUAGUUUAUGUUUUUUAAUGAGAUGGUUUUGUUUUUAAAAAACGAUGUCGUUUGAUGAGUUUUUAUUUUCAUUUUGUUAAUCCAACAUUAUUUUCAUUUCUCUGAUUGAUAAUCUUAUCCAUAUUAUACGAUGAGGAAAUUAAAUCUUGAAAACUUGUCAGUACAUACAAAAGUUAACCUGCUAUAACUGAACUAUUUCCUAUUAUGACGUCAUACGAGACAUCUUAGAUUGACAGGCGUCUUUUCGCUGUAUGUAGGCAGCGAAGAUUGCCAAACUGCCGAACGUUGCCAAUUUAAAUGCCGAGUAGCAUAGGCCUACGCCAAGGGUACAUUAAUUCAUGCGCUAGGAAAUUUACGAGUAGAGUUAUUGAGCAUUCAAUACAAACAAAUGGAAAACAAAUAAAAGUAGCAUAUCUCACAUAAUUAAUACGUGGAUUGUACACUUUAUCUAGUAUAAUUAAAAUGAUGAUUUUCAUAAUUAUCGCAUAGUUAACACACAAAGAGCAACUUGUAUGUUCCAGUAGACUCGUCAACUAAAUAUAUAUUUUAAACUGUCUUUUUCGUUUCAAGCACAAUGGUAAUUAUUAUACGAUUAUUUUUGUUACGCUUUAACCUGCAUUUCUCACUGCUCUCCAGUGAGUGGUAUUUCUUCAUGUGCCCAUCUUGACAAAAGCUUUUCAAUAAAUAGUUUGACAAAUAUUAUUAUCAUUCACACUGCGACUGGCAUAAUGAACACAUUUUCCUCCGGCUUUAAAUAAUAUAACUAACAUCUAUCCGUCAAAUAUCUUAAAAUGUUCACAUUCUUGCCAAAAGAGUUACUGCCAUGUGUGUAGUUCUUUGUGAAAAGUGUACAGCAGUGAGUGUAAUCUUUAUGUUUCAUACACAAUGGUUAACUUUUAUUGGUAAAUGAUUUAUGUAUGACUGUACAACAAUUUGACCACUUCAUGUACUAAUUAAGUUUGGAUCAUUGUGUAAAUUAUGUACUCUUGAUUUUCUUGAGUAUUAUAUUCAUAAUUUACACUACAUUUAUUGGUAGAUCCAUCAUUCUGUUGUAUAGAAUAUUGUGUUGUAUAUUUUGUGAAUGUAUAUAAAAAGAGCAAUUAUAUUUUUGUAUUAAUUUGUUAGUAUUGAAGUAUUUACGCAGAGCACCUGUUGGUCUAUUGUUUAUAAAGAAGAACAUGUGAAUCAAUGCGCUUUAAUAGUAAUAGAAAUGUUUCAUUCCAAUGGUUUACACAAAUUUUUACGCUAAAUCUUCACCCGUGGACAUUAUAAUCCUGAGACUUCUUAACAGUAAUGUUACGAUCACUUUAAAUACAAUAGUAAUAGGAUAUAUUUGAUUAUUAUUUUACCGUAUGUUUUUCUGUCAAUCAGACUAUGGACCGACCAUGGGAAUAACACUUGAUGCCAAAUUACUUUCUCUUUCAUGUUUUCAUAGCUAGAAUUACAGCAAAACUAAUGAUGUAUAAAUAUGUUACAUACAGUUGAAAUGUGAAAGCUAUUAUCGUGUACAAUAAUAUGUAUUACUCUGUGCAUACUAGUAAUUUAUUAAAGAUUUGCCUUUUGUAAUAAAAUGAUAUGAAAGAA